UUGGGCCUCAGCUAUUUUCUUAAACCUAAUGUGCUUCGGCUAAAAAUUUUACUUAUCACAGGACAAGAAAUUAUUGUCGGUCUCUCCCCCCAUACGAAUGAAGCCGGUGCUCAGGCCGUUGCUCGGGCUUUUCCCGAAUACCCUACUACAAUAGUUCCCGUGCAUUCACCUUACACUUCACUUAAGUCUGCUGUAUCCAUGGCUGGUAUUAACGUCAUGGCUGUUUGCCAAGACAAACCUGCUCAGGACAUACUAAAGAUCCAUUCUUUGUAUUAUGUUCAGGAAAUAUGUCGAGCUGCUUCCUACACUUACAAAGUGUUGACGUUGCCUGAACCAAAUGCAGUUCAGAUGCUUUACGUGAACAACUAUCUCCUACAUUUACCCGCUGAUAUGAUUCCAAACAGCACUGGGCCUUAA
This is a messenger RNA of Protopolystoma xenopodis, 417 nucleotides long. NCBI's taxonomy places the organism in Eukaryota, Metazoa, Platyhelminthes, Monogenea, Polystomatidea, Polystomatidae. The record is from the annotation of a GenBank genome assembly.